AUGGAUUAUAAGUCAGUGGAUGAGUACAAUUCGGUCUUGUUUAAGACGGUCUCGAUGCUGAGACUUUGUGGUGAAGUAGUAACCGAAGAAGAGUUACUUGAGAAAACAUUCUCUACGUUUCAUUCCUCAAACAUAAUCUUGCAGCAGCAGUACCGAAUGAAAGGCUUCGCCACAUACACUGAUAUGAUCUCGUGCCUGCUACUUGCCGAGGCAAACAAUGAGCUCCUGAUGAAGAACAGUGAAGCUAGACCUGUCGGAUCUGCCCCAUUACCAGAGGCCAAUGAAGUUGAAAAGAAAAAUCCCAACGAGUGCAAUUACAUCCAGAAUGAUAAGAGAUCACACGGCAAAGGCCGUGGUGGAUACAGAAACCGUGACAAUUACUCGAACGGUCGAGAUAGGUACUUGGCCGACCGGAAAGGAAACCACAAUAACCGUGGUCGUGGUUCCAAUACCGGCCGUGGCCGAGGUGGUUAUGGACGAGGUCGAGAGAGUCUUAAGGACAAGAACCCGGAGGCUCAUAUGGUCCAUGAUUCCGGUUAUGAGGCUGAUAAAGAAUUCGAUGUUGCAAAUGACGACCUGAUGGAUUUUGACACUUCUGAUUGUCUCAAAGACUAA
Brassica napus (rape) is the source of this 615-nucleotide messenger RNA. RefSeq lists its product as uncharacterized. The record is from RefSeq and is a predicted model, not a curated record. The transcript has 2 exons. Bases 1 to 615 code for a protein of 204 amino acids. Lineage: Eukaryota; Viridiplantae; Streptophyta; Magnoliopsida; Brassicales; Brassicaceae.